ACGAAAAUUCCACAAACCAGAAAUCGAAAUCGAGAAUCGAGAGCAUAAUCAACCAUCGUUCUAGAAAGUGAAACAGAAGAAGAACCAGAGAGAGAAUCACCAAGGAAGCUAAAAAUGACGGAAGCUAUGAUAAGGAAGAAGCCAGGAAUGGCCAGCGUGAAGGACAUGCCGGUUCUUCAGGACGGUCCACCUCCCGGCGGUUUCGCUCCAGUCCGGUUCGCUCGUCGAAUCCCUAACACUGGUCCGAGUGCCAUUGCGAUUUUUCUCACCACGUUUGGUGCUUUCUCGUGGGGGAUGUACCAGGUUGGACAGGGGAACAAGAUCCGAAGGGCACUAAAAGAAGAGAAAUAUGCUGCUCGUCGAGCAAUACUGCCUGUGCUACAGGCUGAAGAGGAUGAGAGAUUUGUUAAAGAGUGGCAUAAGUAUCUUGAGUACGAGGCUGAUGUCAUGAAGGAUGUCCCUGGUUGGAAGGUUGGUGCAAGUGUCUAUAAUUCUGGAAGAUGGGUUCCCCCAGCAAGUGGUGAGUUGCGUCCUGAUGUCUGGUGAUGUUAUUUUAGCCAUCACUAUCAAGAAUUGGUCUGCUUCCUGCAUAUGUUACAUUGUGAUACUUUCGUCCAGCAUCUCUGAAAUAAAGUUGUAUCUGAACAUUUGAAAUUGUGUUGUCGAUUUCUUAAUCAGGAAUGUUUUUUUUUCUUCAAUUUUUUAUAUUUCAUGUCGGCUAUCACUCCUCUCAUGUAAAUCAAGGUGAAUGCACAUCAUUGGCAUAAUAGAACUUUGAAUUUCUAAUGCCUUUUCACUCCCUGGGGGUAAAAGGUUAAUUCCAGCCA
Vicia villosa (hairy vetch) is the source of this 827-nucleotide messenger RNA. Its product is annotated as NADH dehydrogenase [ubiquinone] 1 alpha subcomplex subunit 13-B. The record is from RefSeq and is a predicted model, not a curated record. The coding region runs from base 115 to 546 and encodes 143 amino acids. The transcript is spliced from 3 exons. NCBI's taxonomy places the organism in Eukaryota, Viridiplantae, Streptophyta, Magnoliopsida, Fabales, Fabaceae.